AUGGACGACGCCGGAUGCCCGAUGGAGACGGACACCCCGGCGAAGACCAAGCUGCGCCUCUACAACCGGUUCAAGCAACGCGAGCACCGGUCGCUGCUCCGGUCCGAGACUUCGCAGCUUCGGCGAAGCAUAGCCGCGCUCCACGCGCAGCUCGGUCGACUGCAGGCGCAGUCAUCGACGACCGCGCUCUCGUGGCAGGACGUCGCCGCCGCACUGCGCGACGCCGCCGCCACGAGCCUCGUCGAGCAAGUCGAUCUUCAAGACGUGCAGCGGCGGCGGCAGCGCUUUCUCGCUGCCAUGACCCAGUGGGUCGCGCUCCAUAGCGUCCAGCGUGGGCUCUCGACGCAGACUACGUGGCGCGAGGUGUCCGUGUUGUCCGACCCGCUGACGCGACUCGCAAGUCUCGACUGGGUCAGCCAGAACCUCUAUCACAACACGGACGCUGUCUUUGCGACGUUUGGCCUCUGUGGGCCGAACGCUGCGAUGCGCAACCAACGCGCGUGCAAGUACGAGGUGCUUGAGACCGGCACGAUCCAGCUCACUUGGCACUAUCAUCUUUUCGUCAACAAGUCCCUCGACGACGUCGCGCCGCGCGUCAAGGCGCUCUUCUGGGCUCCGCGUAUGCAAGGCCGGUUCACGCUACAGCCGCCGCCUGAUGUUUAUGUGCACUGUCUCGAUGCCGAGAUGCUGGCUGCGACGACCAUGGAGUACAAGCGCGUGCAGCGGCGCGGUCUUGAGCCGUUGAACGUAUUGGCGCGCGAGUUCAAGAGCAUGAACCGACGAACGCUGGUCGGGCGCUCGAUUGCAUACGACGAGGCGUGGCCACGCGCGGCGCCAGUGCUACGCCACUGCAACGUCUGGGUGCUCUGCGAGCGAGUGUCGCCCACGCAGACGCAAGUGCGCAUUUUGGCCAUGUCCAACGACGAGGCUGCGUCGACGCUGCAGCUGUCGGACGCCGAGAGUGAGCGCAUGGGCGCCCACAUUGCCCAGCUCGGCGACGUCCUGCACGGCAACCUCGUCGAUUUGGUCGUCGCGGACCACUAA
Saprolegnia parasitica CBS 223.65 is the source of this 1044-nucleotide messenger RNA. RefSeq lists its product as hypothetical. The record is from RefSeq and is a predicted model, not a curated record. NCBI's taxonomy places the organism in Eukaryota, Oomycota, Saprolegniomycetes, Saprolegniales, Saprolegniaceae. The coding region runs from base 1 to 1044 and encodes 347 amino acids. The transcript is spliced from 4 exons.